AUGAUGCCGAUGUUGUCCAUGGGGGGAUUGCCCCGAUCAAACUCGUGCAAGACGCACGCAAAGGCGCGGCUCAAGGAAACUCUCACGCCUGAUCUGCUUGAGAAGCUCCGUCGAUUCUGGUUUAAGCACCUCAAGACCGACGAUGCCUACGUCUUACCCCAGAGGAGCCAGAUGGGCCGAUGGUUCUACUCCGACGUUGACUUUGAUGAGGCUUGCGUGUAUGCUGUUCCAUUGGUCGCAUCGAAGGUGAUUCUGCUAAUGCGCACCUACAGGAAGAAGUUCCGCCCUGUCUUGGAGGCCAUGAAAUCAGCCAAGAUCACAACUCGAGACAUUCUCACAAUUGUGAGGCCAUUCACACCUUUGCAGUGGCUAGGUUUGGUCCUCCUCCUAGACCAAGUCCCGCGAAACAUCUACCGGGGCACAGAGUCAUCGACAGUCUUCAAGUUUUUUGACCCUAUUGCGCGCGAAAUCGCACGCCACGCCAUCAACGCCGGCGCCGCGACCCACAACAGGAUCAAGUACCGCGUGGCCUACCGCAUGUGGUUCUACCUGCCCUUCAUGCACUCCGAGGAUCUGGCGCUGCACGACUUUGCUGUGGCGCAGUAUCAGCAGAUGAAGGACGAUUUCGAGGAGCUGAUGGCUGAAGACGGGGAGGCCGGGAGCGACGAUCAGCGCAAGUGCUGGGGCGUGUUGGCGGUGCAGAAAGAGGCAGCUAGAGACCUGCUGGAGACGAAUUGCGACUUUGAGACGAAACAUCGCGACAUCAUUGUGCAGUUUGGACGAUACCCACAUAGGAAUAUGGCCAUGGGCAGAGAGUCUACUGCACAGGAGAAGAAAUAUCUUGAGACAGGAGGCGAGACCUUCAGCGCUGCGAGCUAA
Molecule: messenger RNA, 879 nt
Organism: Colletotrichum fioriniae
Lineage: Eukaryota; Fungi; Ascomycota; Sordariomycetes; Glomerellales; Glomerellaceae
Source: RefSeq, a predicted model, not a curated record